AUGGCUGCCGACGGCGGCGGCCGGACCAAGGCCGGCAAGCCCCAGUUCCUGAAGGUGCUCUUCGCCGACUUCAUGGAGACGAUGCCGAUCCCAGCCAGGUUCGUGCGCCGGCACCUGGCGGCGGAGCCUGGCCUCCGGCGCGCCACGCUGGUGAGCCCGCUGAAGAAGUUCUGGCACGUCGACGUGGCCCGGGACGACGUCGACGGCAACGGCCACGGCCACGAUGACGACGGCGACGUUUACUUCGCCGGUGGCUGGGCCGAGUUCGUGAGAGUCAACGGGCUGGAGGAGGAGAACUUCCUCGUCUUCAGGUACGAAGGGAACAUGGUGUUCACCGUCAAGGUGUUCGACACGUCCGGCUGCAUCAAGGAGUAUCGUGGUGACCAAGCCGGCGCCGGAGCCGCCGCCUCAAAGCCGGUGCCGAGGAACUGGUGCGACGGCGCCACCGGCUGUGGAUCGCAGCCUGCCUCCAGGAGCCAUGGUGGUACGCAUGCUCAUAAAAACAGGAAGAUCAAAGAAGGAAAGCGCAGUGGUGACGACGAUAACCAGGCCAAGAAACAGUGCAAAUCUCCUAGAAUUUGGAUGGAGGAGAACAACGGCGAGCAACAUGCCAUGGCAGACAAAUGCGCUCAAGAAGACAAGCAUCCAGAAAUUGCAGCAGUGGCCAAGGAGUCUGAAGGCACUCUUCCAGUGUAUAUGAAGGUGGUGACACCUUGCAACCUUCGCUAUGGCUAUAUGGCAAGUUCUAACCCGUACCGCUCUGAUUUUAGUCGCCAUUAGAUACAUUAAAAUGUUUGAGACCACUUAACAAUCUGCAUUUUCUUUAACUCCCAGUUCGGAACAUUGAUAAAUGGUGUGAAAAUACAUAGAUCACGCAGAAACAAAUGCCAUGACCAUUCUGUUUUAAGCUC
Molecule: messenger RNA, 911 nt
Organism: Brachypodium distachyon (stiff brome)
Lineage: Eukaryota; Viridiplantae; Streptophyta; Magnoliopsida; Poales; Poaceae
Product: putative B3 domain-containing protein Os04g0346900
Exons: 3
Coding region: 1-780 (259 amino acids)
Molecular function (GO): DNA binding
Source: RefSeq, a predicted model, not a curated record